AGAAAAUGCUACUCGUUUCGAGGCUGUUCACUUUCGUGAGAAACAAACAGAAACUGAAAAACAUGAAAAUUCUCACCCGCCAGUCCAUCCUCCAGCACAGACCAACCCUAAUUUCUUCGAUUAGCUUCGGAGUUCUUAGAAAAUUGGGUCCCAGAAGAUGGUUCUCUGCGCAUUCGGAGGAGCCAGAGCUGAAGGAGUUGAUGGAGUACAUGGAUUCUUUGAAGAACUACGAGAAAGUGGGCGUGCCCAAAGGCGCUGGUACGGACUCGGAUGAUGGGUUCGAUCUGGGUCGGAUGAGGCGGCUUAUGGAGCGGCUCGGCAAUCCUCAAUCUCAGUUCAAGGCUGUUCACAUUGCUGGGACAAAAGGAAAAGGAUCGACUGCCGCGUUUCUCUCCAAUAUUUUACGAGCAGAAGGGUAUUCUGUUGGUUGUUAUAGCAGCCCACAUAUUCAGACUAUAAGGGAACGCAUAUCGUUGGGAAGAUUUGGUGAGCCGGUGUCAGCAAAGACAUUAAAUUGUCUUUUCCUUCAUAUUAAAAAAUUUUUCGAUCAGGCAAUGGAGCAUGAAAAUGGGCAUAUAAGUCAUUUUGAGAUUUUCACUGCAAUGGCAUUCACCCUAUUUGCUCAAGAGAAUGUUGACAUUGCAGUUAUUGAGGCUGGGUUGGGAGGUGCACGGGAUGCAACAAAUACUAUUUCUAGUUCUGGACUUGCUGCAUCAGUCAUAACUACAAUAGGUGAGGAACAUUUGGCUGCGCUUGGAGGUUCUCUGGAAAGCAUUGCCAUGGCAAAGUCAGGAAUCAUUAAACAUGGCUGCCCAUUGGUGCUGGGUGGGCCUUUCCUUCCACACAUUGAAUGCAUUCUACGGGAUAAAGCAUUGUCAAUGUCUUCUCCUGUAGUAUCAGCAUCUGAUGCUGGAAAUCAAAGUACCAUAAAAGGUAUUAGCAGGAUGAGUGGUAGACCUUACCAAUCUUGUGAUCUAGUAAUACAAAUUGAGAGGGACUUUAAGCUGCAGUUCCUUGAGUUACUGGAUGUGAAACUGUGCAUGCUUGGAAGUCACCAACUUCAAAAUGCAGCAACUGCCACCUGUGCAGCACUCUGUCUUCGUAAUCUAGGAUGGAGAAUUUCAGAUGGAUCCAUUAGGGCUGGUUUAGAGCAUACAUGCUUGCUUGGAAGAAGUCAAAUUCUAACAUCAAAAGAAACUGAGGCACUAGGACUACGUGGAACAACAGUAUUGCUGGAUGGAGCCCACACCAAAGAAUCUGCUAAUGCUUUGGUGAAGACAAUAAAGAUGACAUUUGGAGAGGCACCGUUGUUUCUUGUGGUUGCAAUGGCAAGUGACAAAGACCAUGUUGGAUUUGCAAGAGAGUUUCUUUCAGGUGGAGAAUUAGAAGCAGUCCUUCUGACAGAAGCUGACAUUGCUGGAGGCAAAUCUCGAACAACUUCAGCUUCUUUAUUAAGAGAUUGUUGGAUCCAAGCUUCCAAAGAAUUGGGCAUUGAUAUUGUCCAUGAUAGCACAACAAAAUCCAGGGAAGUGUUCAAUAAUCUAUUAGUAUGCUCUGCAAGCAAAUUAGAAAAUGGAACCAUAUUAGGUGCUGAAAGUUCAUUAAUGGCUUCAUUGAAGGCUACAAAUCAGAUCCUAAGAGAAAGGGCAGGUAAUCAGUCAGGCAUUAUUGUAGUCACUGGAUCUCUGCAUAUAGUUUCAAUGGUAUUAGCUGCUCUCAGUAGUUAAGGCAGAUUAUUUAUGAUGUUGCUUUGAGUAAUGGUUUCUAUUUGGAAUUUGUGUAAUUUGUGAUGCUGCUCUCAGUGGAAUUUGUGUUAAAAAGUAUAAAAUUUUAUUCUAUUUGGACUAAA
This is a messenger RNA of Quercus robur (English oak), 1849 nucleotides long. Its product is annotated as dihydrofolate synthetase. Bases 6 to 1727 code for a protein of 573 amino acids. The record is from RefSeq and is a predicted model, not a curated record. Gene Ontology annotation, molecular function: tetrahydrofolylpolyglutamate synthase activity; ATP binding. The transcript has 10 exons. Gene Ontology annotation, biological process: tetrahydrofolylpolyglutamate biosynthetic process. Lineage: Eukaryota; Viridiplantae; Streptophyta; Magnoliopsida; Fagales; Fagaceae. Gene Ontology annotation, cellular component: cytoplasm; mitochondrion; cytosol.